AUGCCUAUCCACCUCCUACACUAUCCUCCAUGCCUAUCCACCUCCUACACUAUCCUCCAUGCCUAUCCACCUCCUACACUAUCCUCCAUGCCUAUCCACCUCCUACACUAUCCUCCAUGCCUAUCCACCUCCUACACUAUCCUCCAUGCCUAUCCACCUCCUACACUAUCCUCCAUGCCUAUCCACCUCCUACACUAUCCUCCAUGCCUAUCCACCUCCUACACUAUCCUCCAUGCCUAUCCACCUCCUACACUAUCCUCCAUGCCUAUCCACCUCCUACACUAUCCUCCAUGCCUAUCCACCUCCUACACUAUCCUCCAUGCCUAUCCACCUCCUACACUAUCCUCCAUGCCUAUCCACCUCCUACACUAUCCUCCAUGCCUAUCCACCUCCUACACUAUCCUCCAUGCCUAUCCACCUCCUACACUAUCCUCCAUGCCUAUCCACCUCCUACACUAUCCUCCAUGCCUAUCCACCUCCUACACUAUCCUCCAUGCCUAUCCACCUCCUACACUAUCCUCCAGGCCUAUCCACCUCCUACACUAUCCUCCAUGCCUAUCCACCUCCUACACUAUCCUCCAGGCCUAUCCACCUCCUACACUAUCCUCCAUGCCUAUCCACCUCCUACACUAUCCUCCAGGCCUAUCCACCUCCUACACUAUCCUCCAGGCCUAUCCACCUCCUACACUAUCCUCCAGGCCUAUCCACCUCCUACACUAUCCUCCAGGCCUAUCCACCUCCUACACUAUCCUCCAGGCCUAUCCACCUCCUACACUAUCCUCCAGGCCUAUCCACCUCCUACAGUAUCCUCCAGGCCUAUCCACCUCCUACAGUAUCCUCCAGGCCUAUCCACCUCCUACAGUAUCCUCCAGGCCUAUCCACCUCCUACAGUAUCCUCCAGGCCUAUCUACCUCCUACACCAUCCUCCAGGCCUAUCCACCUCCUACACUCUCCUCCAGGCCUAUCCACCCCCAUCACAUCCUCUAG
Messenger RNA from Salmo salar (Atlantic salmon), 987 nucleotides. Lineage: Eukaryota; Metazoa; Chordata; Actinopteri; Salmoniformes; Salmonidae. The record is from RefSeq and is a predicted model, not a curated record.